Molecule: messenger RNA, 1897 nt
Organism: Ilex paraguariensis (yerba mate)
Lineage: Eukaryota; Viridiplantae; Streptophyta; Magnoliopsida; Aquifoliales; Aquifoliaceae
Source: the annotation of a GenBank genome assembly
UACUUUACCCAUUUCUAUAUUUUCUCCGCCGAACCAACCAAUUAUAAUGACCGGCGGCCUAUACAGCUCAUAAGACGCAACAACAUGAACUCUACUUUCGCCGUCGAUCGACCCAUUCGAACUCCCUCAGUUUCGACCUUUCAAAACCCUAAUCCCUUCAAAACCCGACUAUUCUCAAACACCAGAUUGCCAUGGCGUUUGCGUCUCAGAGACCCAUCGAAUCACAAAAGCUCCACAAGUUCUUCUUUGGGUACUUCUUCGACAAUCAAUGAGGUUCCACGUAAAAUUGGCGGUCUUCGAUCGACUCGAGUUAGGGUUUCUUCAGAUGCUUCUCAGUCGUACGCUGGUGGAUUGGUACGGGAAGAUGAAGGCGGAUUGCCAGAGCCGAGUUUCGUGGAGUUUAUCACUUCGGAGAGAGUUAAAGUAGUGGCAAUGGUGGCCUUGGCGUUGGCGCUGUGUAAUGCGGACCGAGUUGUUAUGUCUGUGGCCAUUGUUCCUUUGUCUCUUUCUCAUGGUUGGCGUCAAUCUUUCGCUGGUGUUGUUCAGUCAUCUUUUCUCUGGGGAUACCUUAUAUCACCAAUAGCUGGAGGGACUCUUGUGGAUUACUAUGGUGGUAAGGUAGUCAUGGCAUGGGGUGUGGCUUUGUGGUCACUGGCCACAUUUCUUACUCCAUGGGCUGCGGAAACUUCUUUGUGGGCUUUACUCGCUACACGAGUUGUGCUGGGCAUUGCCGAAGGGGUGGCUCUUCCAUGCAUGAACAACAUGAUUGCAAGAUGGUUUCCUCAAACAGAACGAUCCAGGGCUGUUGGGCUUGCAAUGGCUGGAUUUCAGCUUGGAAGUGCCAUUGGACUUACCCUUUCUCCAAUCCUCAUGUCCCAAGGUGGUGUGUUUGGACCCUUCGUAAUAUUUGGAUUAUCCGGAUUUCUUUGGGUAUUGGUAUGGUUAUCAGCAACCUCAAGCACGCCUGAACAAAGUUCUCAAAUAUCAAAAUAUGAAUUGAAGUACAUACAGAACAAGAGGCAGAAGUCCUUCGUGGCUGAGAAUAAAAUGAAGACAGGCAAAAUGAUCCCUCCUUUCAAACGUUUACUUUCUAAGCUACCCACCUGGUCUCUAAUUGUCGCUAACGCCAUGCAUAGCUGGGGUUUCUUUGUUAUUCUUUCAUGGAUGCCCAUUUAUUUUAAAACGAUAUAUCACGUUGAUCUCAGACAAGCAGCAUGGUUUAGUGCUGCUCCCUGGAGUAUGAUGGCGAUAGUAGGCUAUUUUGCUGGUGUUUCAUCGGACAUGUUGAUUAAAAAUGGCAUGAGUGUCACUUUGACUCGCAAGAUUAUGCAGUCAAUUGGUUUUAUUUGCCCUGGGAUUGCUCUCAUUGGACUAACAAUGGCAAAAAGUCCAUUAAUAGCAUCUGCUUGGCUUACCUUAGCCGUUGGGUUAAAAUCUUUUAGUCAUUGUGGCUUCCUUGUGAACCUGCAGGAGAUUGCUCCACAAUAUUCCGGAGUUUUACAUGGCAUGUCAAAUACUGCUGGAACAUUUGCUGCUAUUUUGGGAACAGUUGGAGCUGGUUACUUUGUGGAAUUGGUCGGUUCUUUCAGGGGAUUUUUGUUGCUUACAUCUCUCUUAUAUUUUUCUGCUGCUCUAUUCUGGAACAUCUUUUCCACAGGAGAGAGGGUUAAUUUUGAUGAAUCUGGUUAGAUCACCCAAAAGUUUGAUUUUUUUUUUUUUCUAGCUUCUUUCCUUGUAAAGGAAUAAUGAUGCAAAUGCGAUAACUUUAUCCCAUUUUACAAGUAGGUGGUAUUAGAAAUUUAAGCUAUGCUAGUAAAUAUCAUGUGGGUAAAGUUGGUGGAUAGCUUUGUAUAUGAAGAAUCACAUUGCAUGGGAGGAUAUGCUGUUGCCAAAUUCU